Kickxella alabastrina is the source of this 1213-nucleotide messenger RNA. RefSeq lists its product as uncharacterized. The coding region runs from base 268 to 1101 and encodes 277 amino acids. The record is from RefSeq and is a predicted model, not a curated record. The transcript is spliced from 2 exons. NCBI's taxonomy places the organism in Eukaryota, Fungi, Kickxellomycota, Kickxellomycetes, Kickxellales, Kickxellaceae.
ACUGGCUUUAUUGUUAUUUUUGACUGUAUGGUUAUCCAUUGCUUCCAACUUUUACGUUUUUUGCAUUCACACCGCAUAUCUGCACUUGUUUCGAAAAAUGCCAUGGUAAUGCUCUUUAUCGCCUUUGCAUUGUUUGCAUAAAUCGCAGGCUCCCUCUUCCUUGCUUAUUCUGACUGUGCUUAGCGUGUUGCUUCACAUCUAUUCUAAUUGUUGAUACUCAUCUAUCAAUCUUGUUUUGAUUGUCGCCAUCGACCAAGCUCGCCAAAAAUGCACGGCGUCGUUCAAUUUGCAUUUCUUCAAAUAUCGUUUUUUACUUUGGAAGAAUGCUGCGACUCCAAAGAGCAUGCACACAAGACCGGUCAGGAGUACACAUCAUCGCGAGCGGUUCCGUUUGUCAGUCCAUCUCCUUUGACCGACAACCACUCUUCUUUGCUCCAGACAAAUAUGACUUCACACGCAUCCACUCCAAAUCUAUCUUCCACGCCUCUGCUUUCUCAGUCACCCUUGGCUGGACGUGUUGGUCGCCAGCACAGCCACGACACCUCGGACUUGCAUGUAUGCCGCAACAGCCUGUUCCCAAACGUCGUAAAAAAGCAGUCUCGUUGUAUGUCAGUGUUGUUGCAGCAAGGUCCGCAUGGCGGAAUCCGCCGUACUGGCCCGCUGUUAAUAACUAAGGAGCGCGGCGGCAACUCAAUAAGACACCUCAACCCAGCAUUCGUUGAAAUGAUGGACGUGCAUCCUGUGGACUCAGGCACAGCAGCAUUUUUAAAAAGAUCCAACAUCCGGCGGCGCAGCUUUUCGAUAAUGCCCGAGGAUUCCAACGGCGACUGGCUCAGUACAAUCAGCAAUAUAAUUGGCGGCGCCGAUACCUCAGAUGGUAGCAAGGAGCAGUCCCGCCGUGCAUCGUUGGGGCCUGGCAUGUGGUGGCCGCUCAACGACGACAACUGCUCAGACGAGGUUGCAUACGAUGUGCACGUUGCCUCGCACGACACAUGGACGCUGCUGCUGGCAGGCAGGGCCAGCAGUCAGGCCAUACUUUGGAGCGCAUGGGGUCUUCAAGCACACUGUCUAGCAGUGCCCUUAAACCGCCCCCGGCGCUAGGCUCGGUGACCUAUAAGGGCUCAGUGUCGUCGCAGCUGCGCUCGAUGGGCCGGAGUGACAAUUUAAAUUCCAACAGCGGCACGUUCAUGCAUUCCAACGGCUCACAAAGCAC